GUUAAGGCAUUUUGCACAGUGUGUACCUGAACGCAACACGAAAAAUUCGAACAAUUUUCCUACUCUGUCGCAGGACCACCGUUAAACAUGCGAAGUAUGGCGGAGUGGGAUCCACCUGCCAACGAGCAGAGCUCCUGGUUAUUAAGGUGGCUUCCAUCGUGGUGCCCCACUUCCCUCUCUCAGCUUAAAGAUGCGGAGGAGAAAAUGCUGAAAAGUGUUAAGCAGCCUUUCUCCAGACGGCACGUCCGCAUCUCCAACGGAAACUACCUGUGGACCAUCGCGUUCCAGCCAUCGUCCGCUCUGCAGUCCAGACCCCCUCUGGUUUUGCUGCACGGCUUCGGCGGCGGCGUCGCCCUAUGGACUCAAAAUCUGGACUCUCUCUCCGGCGGCGGUCCGGUCUACGCCGUGGAUUUGCUGGGCUUUGGCCGAAGCAGCCGCCCGCUGUUCAGCGGUGAGCCCGAGGGGGCCGAGGAGCAGUUCGUGGAAGCCCUGGAAGAGUGGAGGGAGGAGAUGGGCCUGCAGGAAAUGCUGCUGCUGGGACACAACCUGGGAGGAUAUUUGUCUGCUGCCUACACCCUCAGAUACCCAAACAGGGUCAAACAUUUGCUGCUGGUCGAGCCGUGGGGCUUCCCCGCACGUCCCGAGAACCCCCACCAUAACUCCAUCCCAGUGUGGAUCCGAGCCAUGGGGGCCGUCAUGAGCCCCUUCAACCCGCUCGCUGGCCUCAGGCUGGCCGGGCCUUUAGGUCCGACGCUGGUCCAAACAAUCCGGUCCGACUUCAAGCAAAAGUAUUCCUCCAUGUUUGACGACAACACCGUGUCCAACUACAUCUACCAUCUCAACGCGCAGACUCCCAGCGGCGAAACGGCUUUCAAGAACAUGACCAUCCCGUACGGCUGGGCCAAGCGACCCAUGCUGGAGCGCAUCGGCCAGGUGCAGGCGGGAAUUCCCAUUUCUUUCAUCUACGGCUCCCGCUCCAGCAUCGACAGCGCCUCGGGAUACGCCUUCAAGAAAACCAGGCCGGAGGUGGGAAUCACGGUGAUUCGAGGGGCGGGCCAUUACGUUUUUGCCGACCAGCCUGAAGACUUCAACCAAACAGUCCUCCGCAUCCUUGCCAGGACCGAGACGAACAGUACAGAUUUUGGCGGCCCAAAGCCAUGACAACGCCUACGUUUUUUGUUUUGUUUUUGUUUGUUUUUUUCUAAGCGGACACACACUUUGAACUCAACCCCACUACCUAACAGGGACGGUCGAAACCAUUCAAGCUUUUCUCUUAUGCACUUUAGACGCUCAUUUGCCAGUCGGGAGAAACUCUUCCGAGGGCCACCGAGGAUUGCACCAAAUCGGCGCUCUGAAAAAUGUGAUCACGUGCCUUUGGGAAAAGAUGUUGGGCAAAUCUUAUCGGGAUCUGGAAGGACAAUUCUCCGAAGUGGACGUCUUGUUUGGAGCACGGAUCUAUACGGAAUGUUCUCGCAGAUACGAGGGAAAAAGUCAAUAGGACAAAGGACAAAUGCUCGUCUGUGUAUGUUGUCGAAAUUGUCCACUCUCCCAACCAGCAGGUGGCAGCACAGCACGCCGCCUCGUGUACUGUGCUGCACUAACAAAAUCGGCCGUGCAUGGGUGUUUUAAAGGACAGUCUCGGCACAACAGUACAUCCACACAAAAUCGGGUCGCGUUUGACUCAAAAUAGACUUCUUGUUUCAAGGACACACAGCAAAAGUGAGACAUCCUGCUCCCGUUUUGGGGAAUAAAUAAAUACAUGCAAGGAAGCUGUUACCUACAUUAAAGAAAUGUGCUGCCUACGCACACAUGGUUUUUGGUUUGAAAUAGCCACUAUUGCUGGAACAUUUCUGACACCACUUUGGAUUGUUCCGCCGUUUUCUAUUUGAUCUUGAUUGAUUUUUUUUUUUGCAUUUCCUUUAAACCCUGCUAUAGACCAAGGGUCAACAAACUUUUUGUUGUGAGAACCACCCCUCCCCCCAGCUACUCAAAUGUACUCAAGUAUAUCAUGUAAUAUAUAUAUCAUGGCCAUACUCUCAUCAUAAACAACACAAAUGACAAACUUGAACACUUAUUUGCCAGGAAGUGUGUGCCUGUUUCAAUAAUCGAACGUUUGAUUGUAAAUAAAAAAAAAUCCCAAGCCGAA
This is a messenger RNA of Hippocampus zosterae (dwarf seahorse), 2146 nucleotides long. Its product is annotated as 1-acylglycerol-3-phosphate O-acyltransferase ABHD5-like. NCBI's taxonomy places the organism in Eukaryota, Metazoa, Chordata, Actinopteri, Syngnathiformes, Syngnathidae. Gene Ontology annotation, cellular component: lipid droplet. The transcript is spliced from 7 exons. Gene Ontology annotation, biological process: negative regulation of triglyceride storage; positive regulation of triglyceride catabolic process. The record is from RefSeq and is a predicted model, not a curated record. The coding region runs from base 88 to 1161 and encodes 357 amino acids.